Molecule: messenger RNA, 945 nt
Organism: Necator americanus (New World hookworm)
Lineage: Eukaryota; Metazoa; Nematoda; Chromadorea; Rhabditida; Ancylostomatidae
Exons: 3
Coding region: 1-945 (314 amino acids)
Biological process (GO): ribosomal large subunit assembly; ribosome biogenesis; cytoplasmic translation
Cellular component (GO): cytosolic large ribosomal subunit
Molecular function (GO): large ribosomal subunit rRNA binding; structural constituent of ribosome
Source: RefSeq, a predicted model, not a curated record
AUGGUUAGGGAAGACAGAACCACCUGGAAGGCUAACUAUUUCCUGAAGCUGGUCGAGCUGUUUGACGAAUAUCCGAAAUGCUUCCUCGUCGGAGUUGAUAAUGUCGGAUCGAAACAAAUGCAAGAAAUCCGUCAAGCUAUGAGAGGCCAUGCUGUCAUCCUCAUGGGAAAGAACACCAUGAUCCGCAAAGCCAUCCGCGGACACCUUUCGAAGAAUCCGGCACUCGAAAAGCUGCUGCCCUAUAUCGUGCAGAAUGUCGGUUUUGUCUUCACCAAGGAAGAUCUUGGAGAGAUUCGUACAAAACUACUGGAGAACAGAAGGGGAGCUCCAGCGAAGGCUGGUGCUAUCGCACCGUGUGAUGUGAAGCUGCCUCCUCAGAACACUGGUAUGGGACCCGAGAAAACUUCGUUCUUCCAGGCUUUGCAGAUUCCCACCAAGAUCGCCAGAGGUACCAUUGAGAUUCUCAACGAGGUGCAUCUGAUCAAGGAAGGAGAGAAAGUCGGAGCUUCCGAGGCUGCUCUCCUUAACAUGCUUGGCGUUACACCGUUCUCGUAUGGUCUCGUUGUGAUGCAAGUGUACGACAACGGUACAAUCUAUUCGCCUGAGGUGCUUGAUAUGACCACAGAUGAGCUUCGCAAGCGCUUCUUGGCUGGUGUUCGCAACGUUGCUGCUGUAUCGCUCGCUAUCAAAUACCCGACGAUGGUUUCGGUCGCCCAUUCGUUGGCCAGAGGAGUACAGAACAUGCUCGGAAUCGCUGCUGUCACCGAUGUCAGCUUCAAGGAGGCUGCUCAGCUCAAAGAGUACCUGGCUGACCCGAGCAAGUUUGCCGCUGCGGCCGCACCAGCUGCAACUGCAGCUGCUCCGGCUGCUGCCGCUGAGACCAAGAAGGAAGAAGUAAAGGAGGAGUCUGAAGACGAAGAUCUUGGCUUCGGAUUGUUCGAUUAA